This is a messenger RNA of Oncorhynchus tshawytscha (Chinook salmon), 2868 nucleotides long. Its product is annotated as circumsporozoite protein-like. The coding region runs from base 1 to 1125 and encodes 374 amino acids. NCBI's taxonomy places the organism in Eukaryota, Metazoa, Chordata, Actinopteri, Salmoniformes, Salmonidae. The transcript is spliced from 3 exons. The record is from RefSeq and is a predicted model, not a curated record.
AUGACGGCCUCCUCCUCAGAAACGGCCCCACUGCACCCCAGAGCCUCCCUCACCAGCUGCUUCCCCCACACCCUCAGCCUCGGACCCUCAGCCCUGGAUCCCCAAAGCAGGCGGCAGAGCAAGCAGAGCAAGGCGGGUGGAAAGGACAGGCAAAACAAGGCGGGUGGAAAGGACAGGCAAAACAAGGCGGGUGGAAAGGACAGGCAAAACAAGGCGGGUGGAAAGGACAGGCAAAACAAGGCGGGCGGAAAGGACAGGCAGAGCAAGGCGGGUGGAAAGGACAGGCAGAGCAAGGCGGGUGGAAAGGACAGGCAGAGCAAGGCGUGUAGAAAGGACAGGCAGAGCAAGGCGUGUAGAAAGGACAGGCAGAGCAAGGCGGGUGGAAAGGACAGGCAGAGCAAGAGCAAGGCGGGUGGAAAGGACAGGCAGAGCAAGGCGGGUGGAAAGGACAGGCAGAGCAAGGCGGGUGGAAAGGACAGGCAGAGCAAGGCGGGUGGAAAGGACAGGCAGAGCAAGGCGGGUGGAAAGGACAGGCAGAGCAAGGCGGGUGGAAAGGACAGGCAGAGCAAGGCGGGUGGAAAGGACAGGCAGAGCAAGGCGGGUGGAAAGGACAGGCAGAACAAGGCGGGUGGAAAGGACAGGCAGAGCAAGGCGGGUGGAAAGGACAGGCAGAACAAGGCGGGUGGAAAGGACAGGCAGAGCAAGGCGGGUGGAAAGGACAGGCAGAGCAAGGCGGGUGGAAAGGACAGGCAGAGCAAGGCGGGUGGAAAGGACAGGCAGAGCAAGGCGGGUGGAAAGGACAGGCAGAGCAAGGCGGGUGGAAAGGACAGGCAGAGCAAGGCGGGUGGAAAGGACAGGCAGAGCAAGGCGGGUGGAAAGGACAGGCAGAGCAAGGCGGUUGGAAAGGACAGGCAGAGCAAGGCGGGUGGAAAGGACAGGCAGAGCAAGGCGGGUGGAAAGGACAGGCAGAGCAAGGCGGGUGGAAAGGACAGGCAGAGCAAGGCGGGUGGAAAGGACAGGCAGAGCAAGGCGGGUGGAAAGGACAGGCAGAGCAAGGCGGUUGGAAAGGACAGGCAGAUCAAGGUCAAUUCUGACCUUGACAGAUCAAGGUCAAUUCUACAGUGACUGAAUGCUAGCAGGAUAGUCCAUAUCUCCAAUCAUCUUUGUUGAUAGCGAUGUUGUGUUUCCAUAAGUGGAUGAAUUGGUUUAAUUUAGUAUUGUAAAGCCUCAACCCUUAGCUACCUCUUCCAAUUCAAAUUAGUUUGAACAUUUUUUAAGUAUGGUUUUGUGUGACUACAGCGCCAGCGAUACAAAAAUAGAGACAAGUUCUCAUUAAGCGAGGCAUUAAAGCGGGCAACCCACACACCCGCCCGGCUUCAAUUGGGUCAUUAUAAUUCUAAACAAUGCAUUCUAAAAUAAAUCACACACGCCUCGCACACUCACCUUUGAUGAGUUUAGGCCAUUAGUCUCUGUAGGACAACAGAAUCAUAUUUCAGGUAAAAUACAAGUAUAACAUUGUGGUGUUUCCCAAAGCAUUUCUCAGACCCCCUCCUAGCCCCAGUGUCCCUUCACAUCACUUUACCUGUAGAAGGCCUUUCAAACUGAUCUUCAGUAGCAGGCCCUGUCCUCCCAACACACAGGAGAGACCCAACAUCACAGAACCUGCUGUCUCCAAAUGUUGGUCUUCAGUCUCAUUAAUCAAUCGAACCGGCCUCCUCCAUACAAUCUCACUCACUCCAGCAUUCUCCAAAGUCUGGAGGUCAGCCACACGGGUCCGCAGGAAUUCAAAGCUAGGCACAGCAUCAUUUUGGGUUGUCUGAGUCAAGGUCUGUCCGGUCUUGGUGGUGGUCGUGUUUUCUUCAGUUGUCAAGUGUCGUUUGUACAGGAUAUUUAGAAUGGUGUAAGUGUCGGUCUGGAGUUUAGGGUUCGCGGCCCACUCCUUAGAGAUCAUGGGGGGUAACAGGGUGUCUUGAAGCACCUCACCUUCUGGGAGUCUGUCAGGGAGUCCAGCGUGUAACGCCACCUUGUAAAGAGUCACCGACAAAACAACAGUACUAUACUUCAAAGCCAUCACAAGUGCAAGGAGUAAACUCAGCAAAAAUGUAAAAAUCAACCACUCUCUAGAAGGAAAGAUGAGUUAUGAGGUUCAGAAUUGGAAUUACGUUGUCAUGGUAGUGCCAUACAAUGGAUUAUGAUGUCACAGAAGACUGCCAACAAGUUCUGCCCCGUAUAAUCAAUAGAAUAUAAUUAAUUUAAAUUAUAUACAACCCUCCUUUAUGAAAUCACUACUAAUAUGGUCAAGUUGAUGAUUGGUUUAGAUGUCUAUGUGGGAUAAUUUCUCCAUUCACAGUACACAAGUAUCAUCAAUAUAGUGAGUUCAGCUGAAAGCAUGACAGGACAUAUCUAUUAGCUGCCAACUGAUGUGCAAAGAUUUUUAUAGAAUUUAAACUUAAACACAAAGAUAUUAGAAAGGUGGAAAAAAUCUAUUUUUGGCACAGAGGUUGAGGUCAUCAAUGUAAAACAGUCAUGACUAAAAUUGACUAGUCUGUCUGGCUAAAGAGAGAGAUGCAGGACUCCUUUCAACCUUUCUACUUCCAUGUUUGAUUCAACUACACAUCUGUGAUAUGUUAUUACUUGUGAAUUGUUUAAAGAUUUUUUGUUACCUGGGUGAUUCUACAGAAGUGGUGUAAAUUCUGUCCCACCCCCAAAAAACAAUAUAAAAAACAGUUGUCUCCAAACUUAGGACAUUCAUUGACAUCAUGAUAUGUUCUAAUUCAAUCCAAUGCAAUAGCAAACAUAAUGUUAAAUUAAUAUAUACUGAACAAAAAUAUAAACGCAACAUGCAACAAUUUCAUUGAUUUCACUGAG